AUGGCUCCCGACAAAACAGAAACUCAGGCAUUCAUACCGACUAAAGUUGUAGAUUGUUCGUUUCAGGAUAUGUGUGCCAUCACGUCUAUAAUCACCAUCAUCACCCUCUUCACAAUAGCAGGUAUAAUUGUCGGAGCUUUUUCUGCAACGAAUAACGAUAGAUGUGCAAAAGUUCUACCCUUUCAGGACACUCAAACAUUUGUAUUUCAAUUUAAUGCAUCUACCAUUAAUAACAUGUACAUCGGAGGCGAUGUAAAAACAACUAUUUAUUUUGAUGCAUCUCUCACAAAUAGGAUUGAAGUGUUUGUAAAUAGAUCUUCUUUACUAGAACAAACCUAUGCGAAUAUCAAUACCACAAUAUACAGUGCAGUAGAAAAUGGAACCAAUGUACUGCGAAUUAACACAACAAUUCCGACUACAGAUUUUACAAAUUGUUACUAUGCCUCAAGAAUCAUCAGAUUGCCUGCAAUUCUUGCCACAAUCAGCGCUCAAGUCAGAAAUUAUGGAAACGAUUUAAUUUUAAUGCCAGAUCCAAAUACAAAUCCCUCAACAAAUCUUAGACUCAAAGCUUUGACCAUUAUGUCAGGAACUAACCUUGUGAAUAUUACCCAAGUUCAAUCAGGUCAAAUAUAUUUGAGCGGAAGAAAAGGGCAGGUAUAUCUUUCGAAAUUAUUUGGAGCUGCUUUAAUUGUGUCGACAUCUGGUGAUAUUACUUAUUCAGAUCUCACUUCUGCUGUAGCAUUGAGUUUGUACACCACAAAAGGUACUCUUCAAGGCAGUGGUAUUGCUAGCGUGGCAAAUGGAACUGUCACUCUCAUUGCUAUCAAGAAGAAACAAACUCACCAAGGAAUUAAGGGAGCUAAAGUUGUUGAAAUUGGUACUGAGGAUGGAGAAAUAGAAGCUUCAUUCAACAAUAAUGACUUCCAAGGUGAACUUCAAAUUCAAGCAUCAAAUCUUGACGAGUCAACAAUUCGCUCCACCUAUUAUCCUGUUGUUAAAUACUCAUCUGUAGACUCAAGGAAACAAUAUCCAGCAGAUUUUGGAGGUAAUGCAGCUGAGACUUUCACUCCCAACUAUGCUGGAACAAUUGGUGACCCAUCUUUUUCCUCGACACGUCUUAUGAAAAUUAGAGUGAAGAAAUCUGGAAGGUUAUUGAGAUUGAAUGUCUAA
Molecule: messenger RNA, 1170 nt
Organism: Naegleria lovaniensis
Lineage: Eukaryota; Heterolobosea; Eutetramitea; Acrasida; Naegleriidae
Exons: 1
Coding region: 1-1170 (389 amino acids)
Source: RefSeq, a predicted model, not a curated record